This is a messenger RNA of Blepharisma stoltei, 822 nucleotides long. NCBI's taxonomy places the organism in Eukaryota, Ciliophora, Heterotrichea, Heterotrichida, Blepharismidae. The record is from the annotation of a GenBank genome assembly.
AUGAAUAAGGAACUCUGGGCUUCGAUUUUUUUUUACUUAAGUUGGUACAUCGCUGUAGCCUCCUGUUAUGCUAAUACAAUCUACACUGUUUUUACACUGGAUUCAAGAACAAAUCUAAUGCUAGCUGGCCUCGUUAUUUUAUUAAUUGACUCAGCUUUUGUAAUUAUCUAUUUUAUUUUUUGCUUUAUUAUAGAGCCAGGAGAAGUGAAAUACAAUAUUAACAUCAGGGAUUUAUCAGAAGAAAGUAAAUAUACUCCAUCAGACUGUAUCGAUGAAAACGAUGUCAUACCAGCAAAGGUGCAUUUAUGUACUUCUUGCAACUUAUGCAGACCUCCUCAUGCUAUUCAUUGCUACAGCUGCAAAAGAUGUGUUUUUUAUAGGUAUAACCAUAACUUUUUCUUCAGAAAAUGCAUUGGCUACUAUAAUUUCAAGUUUCAUGCAAAUCUGUAUUUAUAUAUUGCAAUCGGUUCAAUAAUUGUUUUUGCAUUGAACUAUGAAGUCAUGAAAAACACAAAGGCACCUUCCUACGGAUUAGACGUUGUGUUCACGUGCAUAUAUUCUGGCUUAGCAGCUUUUUUCAAUUUGGCAGCGUUCUUAGAUAUGAUAAGGGCUGCUACAGAUAUAUCAUAUUUAUUAGAGAAAAAGCAAGACAUAUAUGGAAGCGCCUCAUUGUAUGAGAAUUUUCAGAUAUUUUUUGGUGAAAAAAGUUGGACUUGGCUUUUACCAAUCAAGGUAUCUGAAAUAGAGAGUUUGUUUAUAGAUUUAAGACUCAAUACUCACUAUGGAGGAGUAAUUCAAUUGCAUGAUAAAUUUAUAAUCUAG